GCAGUGUGAUCGAUCUAUGUGCGGCGUAACGUGUUCCCGCAGCCGGCGUUACUCGGCCGGUGUUACGGCCGCGUGUGACGCGACGGGAGUGUGACGCGUCACUCCUCUUCGGUUUAGCAUCGCCGUGUUAUCGCCGCUCCGGUGACCCGUCGUCAGGACGGAGGCGUCCGUCCCCAUGGUGACGUGACGUCAUCUCUGCUGGGGCGCCGGCCUGCCGGUAGGGGCGCUGGUGUCGCGCCCGGCCGCCGCCGUCGCCGUCGCCGUCGCCGACGACCUUCUCUAGUGGAGCCGCCGCCCGCCCGCCCACGCCUCCGCCCGUCGCUGGUCGUACGGUCGCGGUGGUGACUGGUGCGGCCACCAUGACAUCCACGGGCUGAGUGACCGCGCGUGUCGGCUGGGCGGGCCGCCCGUCUGACAGGGGCCCAUAUUCCCACUCCAGCGGCCUCCACCGACCUCCACCGACCUCAGCUGACCUCAGCUGACCUCACCGGUCCUCCAUCGACCUCAGCUGAUCAAAAACAUUCUACUUUUCUUCUACCUAUCUGACCUCAUCUAUACUUCGUUCCAUUUCUCCCGUUUUGAGUCCUACUCGAUCAUUCUGACCUGACCUGACCUGACCUGACCUGACGGGCGGCUGCAGCUAUGCACACCAGCUCAGAGCCGGAUGACCUUCAGGCACAGUUCCAUGAAGUCGUUAUUGUUGGUAACGGGCCGUCGGCCAUCACUCUGUCGUACCUGCUGGCCGGAAAUUGGCCCUACUAUGCGCGGGCUGGGGCUGCCUCUGAUGGCGUCAUACCAGACCAUCUGCACAGGAAGCUGUCUGCGCAUCCGACCGUCUCCAUCUUGGAACAGGACCUCGAGUACCUCUCAGAGGGUCUGGAAGGUCGCUCCAACAACCCCGUGUCGGUGCUGUUUGACACGCUGAACCACCCGGGAGCCGACUUUGGCGCCGACGAGCACUCCACCAUCCGCUGGGUGUAUCGGCCGGAGAGGGCCGUCGACCACCUGGUGCUCGGCAGGGGGCCGCCAGGAGGCGUCUGGCAGAAGAUGACCGGCGACCUAUUGACGGUCAGCCUGGGCAGCUGGAUGGAGCUGCCCGGCCUGGGCUUCCAGCAGUGGUGUCUGGACAAUGACCGGUCCCGGGCGCGUGUCACCGACGUGGCUCGCUACUACGCUGCCUACGUGCAGACGAUGGGGCUGUCAGACCAUUUCCGCGACUCCACGCUGGUGACUUCUGUGCGACGUCUCGGCUCAUCACCCGAGGACAGCCGCCUUACCGUGGUUCCCGGCUCCGGACAGCCGAUCGGCCGACCGCCGGCCGCCGCCGCGCCGCUCUGGAUCGUCGAAGGACUCCGCGCCGGCGCAGACGAUCAACUGGAACGGUUCCGCGUGGCAGCGCGGCGCGUGGUGUUGGCGUGCGGUACCUCCGACGUGCCGUCGAGGCUAGGCUGUCCGGGCGAGGCGCUGCCGUUCGUCUGUCACACUCUCAGCACGAUGGAGGCGCUGCUCGCGUCCGGCGGGGUCACCGGAACGCUGCUCGUCAUCGGCGCCGGCCUCAGCGCCGCCGACGUCAUCCUGGCGGCGUGCCGGCGUGGUGUGCCCGUAGUGCACGCGUUCCGGCGGCGAGCCACCGACCGGGCGCUCAUCUUCUACCGGCUGCCGCGCGCGCUCUACCCCGAGUAUCACCAGGUUCACCAGAUGAUGAGGGACGGAGGUCGCAGCUGCUGCCACUACCGGGCGCUGGCGCAGGCGCGAGUUCUCCGCAUUGACCCGGACGGCCUGGUAACCCUGGCCACUGGCGACGGGCCAGCCCAGGUGCGCGUCAGUCAUGUGGCCGUCAUGAUCGGCGCUCAGCCCGGCCUUCAGUUUGUGGACGACCAAACAGUGCUCGGUGACAGCGCCGGCGCCACCGCCGACGGCCGCGCGCGACUUCUGCCCGUGGAUGCGUUCACACACGAGUCCGAGAACGCUCCUGGCUUGUACGCCAUGGGGCCGCUGGUGGGUGACAACUUUGUCCGCUUCAUCCAGGGCGGCGCGUUGGCAAUCGCAGCUCACGUUGCUCGAGACCGGGGCGAGGGUGGGGCGUCCGAGGAGCGGCCAGCCACCGACCAGCUGAUGCCGAUCAGUGCCCCGCUGGGGGCCGGCUCCUGAGGUCGGACUGUGCAGCGGCUGGUCGCCUGGCUGCUAAAAUCAUUGCGAACCUGGCGGCGGCCCGGCACGGCCAUAGACCACAGAGGGACAGCUCACAGGGACGCCGAAUCGCCGGCGGACCAGCGCAGGACUGUAGCAGCGCCGCCUCGCCCGUUCGUGGCGCUUUUGUAGCCUUUCUCUCGUUGUCUGGAUGGGCACACUUUUGCACUUUCAUACUGCACACUUUCUUGAGAUUUGUAGAGUAGUUCCUAUUGAUCAAGAGAAUUUAGCGGUCUCGUAUAGAUGACUGCCAUGCCUUUUAUAGUCUGUUAAGCUGUCUUCUGAUGCGAGUUGAUCGGCCCUCUAUACUCGUAGUGGGCUAAACGGUUCGCUGUAGACUGGGCGGUAGUGGGCUGAAUGGUCUGUUUUAUCGUGUCGUCCGCUGUGUUCCGCUCAGCGCUGUGAGUUGGACCAGCGGCACCCUGAGACGCUCAACUUCACCGCUGGUGAGCUCGCUCGAAGCUCGCUCACCGUAAGCGUCGCCGAGCCACAGACGCAACUCAGGAAGCCGGCUGGCCUCGUGGACCUGUGAGGGCACUGUGGUCUGGCGUAUAGCCAGUGAAGCGUCAUCUGUCACCAAUGCAUAAUCGUAUUAUAUAUUUUCCGCGCCUC
Amphibalanus amphitrite is the source of this 2802-nucleotide messenger RNA. Its product is annotated as oxidative stress-induced growth inhibitor 1-like. Gene Ontology annotation, molecular function: oxidoreductase activity. The record is from RefSeq and is a predicted model, not a curated record. Bases 643 to 2151 code for a protein of 502 amino acids. NCBI's taxonomy places the organism in Eukaryota, Metazoa, Arthropoda, Thecostraca, Balanomorpha, Balanidae. The transcript is spliced from 7 exons.